Molecule: messenger RNA, 617 nt
Organism: Kickxella alabastrina
Lineage: Eukaryota; Fungi; Kickxellomycota; Kickxellomycetes; Kickxellales; Kickxellaceae
Exons: 1
Coding region: 118-564 (148 amino acids)
Source: RefSeq, a predicted model, not a curated record
AUAUUUCGGCGCAUUUUUAUUAUUUUUACUUUUCAACCAAAAAAUCAAACUGUGGUGGCAAUACACGUACGUUAAAAAAGAGCCGAGAGCUUGUAAAAUGACUUUUGGAUAAAGUCAAUGCAAUUGCGACAACUUGUACUUGUGCUUGUGCUUGUGCUUGUACUUGUACUUGUGCUUGUACAAGUUGUCGCCUGCUCGCCUCCAUCCAACGUUAGCGAAAACGCGGAAAUUCCCAAUAUUUUGUUUAAAAAUCAGUUGGACAAUUUUAUCUGGCUCUGCUUUGUGAGAGCGCUGCGCACUUCCAGCUUUGUAUCUCGUAUUUGGAAUUUCCUAUCCAACAUAUUUCUUCUUUCUGAACUGCUUCCCUCAUCGGUUUCAUUUUUUCUUUCAGAGAAAAAGUCUUGGCACACAUUUUGGCUAAGCAUGCAAAGUUCCACACAAAGAGACAUACAUGAGCAGCGUUCAUUUUAUUUGCUGACCAAUGCCAAUGCCAAUGCCAAUGCAAAUUCUGCAAAAAGGAAAAAAAAUUGUAUUCGGGGUUUACAUGCUUUGACACAUCCUUGAAACGAUCCACAGUCCACUCUAAAAUAAGGGCACAGAUUUAAAACAAAACAUAA